AACUUCCUGGUUUUGUUUUGUUUGUAUAGUAGUGGGGAACUUUGCAAGCUUUGUCAUUUCCAAACAUUUAAAAGUUAAUUAUAUUCGUUCUUGAGUCGAAAUGUUUUGGAAACAUUAAAACUGACAAUCGUGUUGAUAAGAUGUACAGUGGUUUGCUGUCCUGCUUUUAGUCAUGCUAAAUAGGCGAGAUGUAGCGAGUUAGCUAACGGCUAACUUGACAGCUAAUCUAGCUAGCAAUAACAGUUAGCUAGUUUGGAUAGGAAUGAUAUGCUGCUAGGCGAUUAGCCAGCCAUCACUGAUUAUGUUUCUGCCUAUUCGUCUGUUAUGCUUUUACUUAUUUUAAAUAACUUCUGCGCUAUGGACACCGAGGGAAUAGAGAUCCGUAUAAAGACUCCCGUCGGGGAUAUGGACUCCCCUGUAGACUUCCCUUCUCUUUUGAGUUUCAAUGACUUGUUGGUCGCUAUUAGGGAUGUCAUGCCUGAAACCACGAUCACUGCGUUUGAAUAUGAGGAUGAGGUGGGGGACAGAAUCACUGUGAGGAGUGAUGAAGAACUCAAAGCCAUGCUUUCGUAUUACUGCAACAACGUGAGCGAGCAGCGGUUGAAUGGUGUUCUCCCUGAGCCUCUCCAGAUAUUUCCUCGAGCCGGCAAGACUCCAGGGAUCCGGAACAUACAUGGCCUGAAGGUGAACACAAGACCCGGCCUGUCCAAUGACCAUGGCCCUGCCGCUGCAGACAGUGUGCCCAGCAACAGUCUAAAGAAGUCCUCUGCUGAGCUAAAGAAGAUUUUGACCAAUGGACAGAUAAAUGCUCAAGAUAUACAGUACCAGGAGCAACUGGGUCACGGUAAUGGAGGGACAGUUUACAAAGCGUACCAUCUCCUUGGCAUGAGAGUGCUUGCAGUGAAGGUCAUUCCUCUGGACAUCACUGUGGAGCUGCAGAAACAGAUCAUGUCAGAGUUAGAGAUCCUCUACAAGUGUGAUUCCCCCUACAUUAUAACAUUCUACAGUGCCUUCUUUGUGGAGAACAGAAUAUCCAUAUGCACAGAGUUUAUGGACGGUGGCUCUCUGGACGUCUACCGGAGGAUUCCGGAGCACGUUCUGGGCAGGAUCGCUGUGGCGGUAGUAAAAGGUCUCACUUAUCUAUGGAGCCUGAAGAUUCUGCACAGAGACGUGAAGCCUUCCAACAUGCUGGUGAACACUCAAGGUCAAGUGAAGCUCUGUGACUUUGGAGUCAGCACGCAGUUGGUGAACUCCAUCGCCAAGACGUAUGUUGGAACUAAUGCAUACAUGGCGCCGGAGAGAAUAUCAGGGGAGCAGUACGGCAUUCAUUCAGACGUCUGGAGCGUGGGCAUCUCCUUCAUGGAGUUGGCACUGGGUGCGUUUCCCUAUCCACAGAUUCAGAAAAACCAAGGAUCUUUAAUGCCUCUCCAGUUACUGCAAUGCAUCGUUGAUGAGAACCCCCCUGUUCUUCCUGUGGGUCAAUUCAGCGAGAACUUUGUCCAUUUCAUCACACAGUGCAUGAGAAGACUACCCAAAGAGAGACCUGCCCCUAACAACCUGAUGGAACAUGCCUUCAUCCUGCUCUACAACGACGGCAACACAGAAGUGGUCUCCAUGUGGGUGUGUCGUUGCCUGGAGGAGAGAAGAGCCCAACGACGUAUGUGACCUGGCAUUGGGUCAAGGGUCAUGGGUAUCGUUUAUGCCACAGUCUCUCUGGACUCUUUGACCGUUCGUUAACCCUGGGAGUGGACAUCAGAUGUCAGCAUCACCACUUCUAAAAUGCAUUGAGGUCUGUGACGUUCAAGAGGACACCUGCAUGUCCACAUUGAGUAAGCCAAGAGGAUGCAAUGCUUUAUUCUUAUUUACAACUGAACUUUGGACUGAACUUACCUGGACAAGUAGAACUUUCUUACCUGGACCCUGAGCACUCUGACUAACAGUUGAUGGCUUGAUGAUAUAGUUCUUGGUGACCCUGUCCAACGAUUAAAACCUGGCUCUCACAACUUCCUGAAUGAAUUUAGAAUUUAGUGAUACUCAAUUCUAAACUAGUCUACCCUGAAUAAGACUUCAGAAACAGAGUGUGAGUAAGUCAUCAGUUAUGAGACACGAUUUUAAAACCAAAAUGGAUUUCCAAUAACAAAUAAGUGUGAUUUAUUUAUUUAUUUUGCAGGAUGAAGCUCAUCUAACCUGUUACACUUUUGGCAGCUUUCUAGUGAUUGUCAAUGUGCCGGUGUAUACUGCAUUUACCAAUGUGCGUGCCUAUUUUUUUUCUUCUUUUUCUCAGAGAUAAAAAAAAAAACUUUACCUCAUCAACUUAUAGUGGCCUCAGUUAUCGUCUUAUGUCAGACCGUGCAUGGGUCCACCUGCACGGACCUAUCUUGUAAGCUGCUGGUAGGUUAGAUCGAAGGCUGUGUGGCUACAGUGUGCCUGAUAAAAUUCCCCAAGCCUGUAGUUGGCUCUGUUGGCUUAAGCCUCUCUGUCGUUCCGGCCCAGAGUAGCAUUUCUGGUCAAGGCCUAUUUAAAAUUUGCUCUGUAUCGUUUUAGGGUUGAAGAGUAGGAUGUGGAACAGGGCUGCCUUGUCAGGUCGCCCUCUAGGAACGCUCAGGCGGUUUUUUUUGGCAGGGGAAUGCCAAUGUGACAAGGAGCAGAACGGCUCGGUGAGGGGUGCUGUGAUAUUCACCUCACACGGACCUACUUAGGAGUUUUGCAAUGGGCCAAGGCCAUGAACAAUAAAUCGGUCAAUAAAGUUGCCUGUUUUGUGAAGAAAACGUGGUUGUUCCAGUUCACGUAUACUGUAGCUUAGUAUUGGUGCUUCACCAGGCAGUAUUUCUUGAACAUACAAUUGGCACUGCACCUAGCUUGUUGUUAAUAUGUCCAGUUGCUAGCUGAAAUGAUAACGCAACACAUCCAUCUCCCUUAUUAGUCUGGCACACCCAAAGCCGAACACUUCCACCAAAAAUGUCUAGGUUUGAGAAUUCAGAGUUUUUUAUGAAACAGCAGUUUUAUCGCUAAUGUUUGCAUUUGCCUCCCGACUCAGCUACUGUUCGUAGCCGGCCACGAUGCAAAGUAAAGUUAGCAAUGGCUGAGAAUUUUAACACUAUUAAAUCCUCAAAUUAAGAACUAUAAUUUUAUCUUUGAAUUGCAGAUGCUCUGUCAUUUUGUGGAUUAGGUUGAGGGAUGCAUCAGUUAAGAUACCAGGGUUGUGUGUGAGUGACACAAUUUGAUGUAGGGCGAUGGGCUUCAGUCGCUUUUGUACUGCCGAGGAUCCACACUUAUACCUGUCCACAUUUUGUCAACUUUUCAACCACUCGGCCUUUGUUCUAAACCUGUACAUGAUGCAACAUCAUGACAAACUUUUCAACCACUCAGCCAUUGUUCUAAACCUGUACAUGAUGCAACAUCAUGACAAACUUCAAGUAUUUUAAGAAGUCCAUUCCAUUUUUAGCAGAACACUUCUUAAGAUCUCACUUACCCACCACUUGUGUAUUCAUACUCAUUUAAUUCCUCAAUUAUACUCCUGAACAAUACGUUUUUUUUUGUUUUCGUUUUUUUGGAUUUUCUGUGUUGUCUUUCAUGUCAUGAUGGAGGCAGUAUUGCAUUUUUACAUGAAUAGUUCAAAUGAAAAACCUAGAUCAGUUUUGUGUGUUUCACAAGACAACUUUAGAACAAUAACGCACGAGGCACAGAGAGAUAUAUAUAUAUAUAUAUAUACACACAGUAUCGCCCAGAAGUUUGGACCCACCUUCUCAUUCAAUGCG
Messenger RNA from Esox lucius (northern pike), 3758 nucleotides. It is a transcript of the gene map2k5, whose product is annotated as mitogen-activated protein kinase kinase 5. Gene Ontology annotation, biological process: protein phosphorylation. The transcript has 22 exons. Gene Ontology annotation, molecular function: protein binding; ATP binding; protein kinase activity. Bases 325 to 1665 code for a protein of 446 amino acids. NCBI's taxonomy places the organism in Eukaryota, Metazoa, Chordata, Actinopteri, Esociformes, Esocidae. The record is from RefSeq and is a predicted model, not a curated record.